GGGUGGAAAGGACUACCGGGGGUGGCCUUUUUUGUGUUUCGUGAAGCUUGCAAAUCGUCGUCACGACGACGAUGGCUAUGGAGUCCCCCUGGCGAUGGCGAGCCAGCAGCUUUAGGGGAUCCACACGCUGCCUGCUUUCUCACUAGCCUCCUCUUCCUCUUCCUCCGCCUCUAUCCGGGGUCCCUUUAUUUCCAUCCCAUCCGACUUUCCCAGUCGACGUUGCGCUCCGCAACCGCCAACUCGAAUUGCGACCUCUGCGUUGUUUCGCGUUUCUCUGCAGUAGCUCUUGCUUGAUCCGUUCUCGAGGUGGGGUGGAUUGUGUUGCGUGCGUGCGUGGUGUCGAGUGAAUUGAGGACCAGAGUGGAUGCAGGUGGUGGUGGUGGUGAUUGUGAGGCUUUGAGAGCUAGCGGGCUCUGCGGGUUUGGAUUGAAUUGGGUCGCGGAGGGGGAGACGCGAGAAGGAGAGAAGGUUGGAACUUUAAGUGCAUCUUGUAUGGGAACCUUUUCGGGGUUAAUCCUCACUGUACCAGAAGCAAUUCAACGGCGGAAGCACUUGAAUUUCGUUUUGAUUAUGUGGCUACAGCGGAUCAUCUGCUUCAAUUCAUUUUUUAAGGCAUUUGUUUGCGUCUUUGUGAAGCUCAUUGACCUGCAAGAGUUGGUUAAUUCGCACGCUGUCCACCACAAGGCUAACAGAAGCAGAACUCAGACCAAACUUAGUGAACUGCUGCCAACAAAUUGGGUUCAUGAUUUAGAACUUUCAAUUGGAGAAGUAGACCGUGACUUUGGAUACUCAAAAUCAAGUUUUUGUAUGACUUGAGCAGCCUUCCGACGUUGGAAUCGUUUAUAUCAAUCAGUUUUGUGUAUAGUCUUUGGCAGAUAAUUGUCGUAGAGAAGAAACUUUUAAUGCUGGAUAAUGCGGAGGCAUUGGAUGAAGACUUGGGUACCAAAUUUCAGUAUGCGCCGCUACCCAUGGAUCCAAUGGAGUCAGAUGUCCUUCAGGGUUCUUUUGAACAGCAGGAUCCAAUCUUCACGGAGCUGCCAACCGCCCGAGUUGUUGAGGUCUCUCGAUCUGAGCGCAAUGAUCAGAGCCUAGCCUUCCAACUUGUGUACACCAUUGAGCUACAGUACAAACAGUUCACUUGGCGUCUUGAAAGGAAGGCGACUCAGCUCCUGUUCCUACAUUUGGCUUUGAAGAAGCGCGCGUUACUUGAAGACAUUCAAGAGAGGCAAGAACAAAUCAAAGAGUGGGCUCACAACCUAGGAUUUGGAGAUGAACAUCCCUCCACAUCCACAACCACUAAUCUGCGCUCACACUCAUCACACCAUGAGCGCCACUCCUCACAAGGUGGUCACUCUUCACAACAUGGGCGCAACAAUUCACAGGACCACUCCCCACGUCAUUGGCGGCACAAUUCGCAGGAUCAUUCGUCACAUCAUGGGCGUCAUAAUUCGCAGGACCAUUCCGCACAUCAUGGGCGUCGUAAUUCAUUCAAUCUAUCUGGUGAACGCCGCCUUUCUCUUGAUCGGCAACAGCAUUCUUCACUCAACGAAGGUCAAAAUGACGAAAACCAGGAAGGAGCCCAGGACUUCACUCUUAACCCGAAGAGAGACAUUCCUUCAAGCGCCGCGCUUCCUGUCAUACGUCCAGCGAUUGGUCGCCUCCCGGAUAUAUCUCCGCGAGCUACUGCUGCUAUGCAAAAUUAUUUGAAUCACUUCUUGGAAAGCCUCGACAUUGUCAAUACUGUUGAAGUAUGCAAAUUUUUGGAAGUUAGCUCACUCUCGUUUACCCCGGAGUAUGGACCAAAGCUCCAAGAAGGCUACAUGACGGUGAAGCAUCUUCCUCGGUUUCCUGACGAACGAUCUUCCUCGUGUUCCCGUUUCUGGGAGUCUUGCUGGUGCUGUUUCAAUACGAACUGGCAAGAGGUUUGGGCAGUUCUUAAGCCCGGGUUUUUAGUUCUCCUUGCAGAUCCUUUUGUUGGAAAGCCUCUGGAUAUUAUUUUGUUCGACAUGUUGAGCUCCUCUGAGAAUCAGGUUGCCCUAGCAGAGCCUGGGAAGGAAAGAAAUCCUUUAAAAUUCUCGUUUGUAGUUAACUGUGGUAAUCGGGAGUUGAAGUUCCGCACAAGUCGGGCGGUCAGUGCACGUGAUUGGGUGGACGCAAUAAACAACGCGGCCGUGAAACCCAGUGACGGCUGGUGCAAUCCACAUCGGUUUGGUUCCUAUGCUCCACAGAGAGGGAUGACAGCAGACGGAAGUGUGGCUCAAUGGUUCAUAGACGGAAGAGCCGCUUUUGAUGCAAUAAUGAUGGCCAUUGAAAGUGCUCAGUCUGAAAUCUUCCUCACAGGGUGGUGGUUGUGUCCUGAGCUAUAUCUACGUAGACCUUUCAUGUCCCACGAAUCCUCUCGACUAGAUGUUCUGCUGGAAAGCAAGGCGAAGGAAGGAGUUCAAAUUUACGUCCUCUUGUACAAGGAAGUGUCCAUGGCGUUGAAAAUUAAUAGUAAUUAUUCAAAACGAAGGUUGCAAGGGAUCCAUGAGAACAUCAAAGUGCUACGGUGGCCAGACCACUUCUCGUCAGGGGUUUACCUCUGGUCGCACCAUGAGAAGCUUGUAAUCGUGGAUCAUCAUGUAUGUUUCUUAGGAGGGCUUGAUCUGUGCUAUGGGCGAUACGAUGAUCCUAAUCAUCGUGUGUGGGAUAGCCCUCCUUCAAUUUGGCCAGGGAAAGACUAUUAUAACCCACGCGAGUCUGAACCGAAUUCUUGGGAGGACGCAAUGAAGGAUGAGUUGGAUCGGAACAAGUUACCUAGGAUGCCAUGGCAUGAUGUUCAGUGUGCAAUCUGGGGCCCUGCUUGCCGCGACGUCGCCAGACAUUUUGUUCAGAGGUGGAACUUUGCGAAGCGGAACAAGGCUCCUAAUACCAAGGCAAUUCCUAUACUGUUACCACAUCAGCACAUGGUCAUUCCUCAUUAUCUUACUGGUCAAGAAGAAGAGGAAGCUAAAGUGGAAGUGGAAGUUGCGAGGCAACAAGCUGCGGAUGCUAAUAAAUUGGCAUCCUAUGCUAGUAUCCCGCUGCUUAUUCCCAAGGAACUGGACACCUCUAGGCUGGACACUCGUGGAAGUGGGACUCUGUUUGAUGGCUAUGGAAGUGGGAUUGCAAAAGAAUUCUCAGGGCUUCAGCCUAUGAGAAGCAGCGGUAGAGUAGUGCCAUGUCCAGAUUCUACUACAGAGCCCGGCUUCAUUUCGUCAGACUAUGUCAUAACUGACUCCAAAGAAUCCUCUUUUAAAGAAAAAGCAGAUGACAAUUUCAGUUUCACGAAGGCGACUCCGCCAGAACAUGGAUUAAAAGAGAAUCAUACAGAUUGGUGGGGAUUAGUACAGCCUGUCUCAGAUGAGAACCUCGAUAUGGAGGGGUUAGGCGACAUUGGACCACGGUCGCAUUGCAAGAUCCAGGUAAUUCGCAGCGUAGGUCAGUGGUCUGCUGGCACAACGCAACUGGAAGAGAGAAGCAUUCACGCAGCCUACUGUUCGUUGAUAGAAAAGGCAGAGCAUUUUAUCUACAUUGAGAAUCAGUUCUUCAUCUCAGGCAUGGACGAUGACGACACUAUCCGGAACAGAGUACUGCAGGCAUUAUAUGUACGGAUUAUGCGGGCACAUUCAGAAGGCAAGUGCUUUCGAGUGAUUGUGGUCAUGCCAUUAUUGCCUGGUUUCCAAGGUGGAGUCGACGACGCUGGAGCCGCCUCAGUCAGGUUCAUUAUGCAUUGGCAAUUCCGGACUAUUUGUCGGGGUAGACAUUCGUUACUACAUCGGCUUCAGGCUUCUUUGGGACCUCAAGCUAACGAUUACGUCUCGUUCUAUGGGCUUCGAAACCACGGCCGGCUCGAAAACGGUCCUUUAGCCACCAGCCAGAUCUAUGUGCACAGCAAGCUCAUGAUUGUGGAUGACCGCCUCGCUAUAAUCGGGUCCGCCAACUUAAAUGAUCGGAGCUUGCUGGGCUCCCGUGACUCAGAGAUGGGUGUUGUCUUAGAGGACCAAGAGUUUGUGAACUCGAAGAUGAACGGCAAACCGUGGCGGGCAGGUCGCUUUGUGCAUUCCUUACGCCUCUCCCUCUGGUCGGAGCACUUGGGCGUAGACUUUUCCAAUAUCGAGACAAUAGUGGAUCCAGUUGGGGAUGCUACAUACAAGGAGGUGUGGAUGAAGACUGCGCAGAGGAACACGGACAUUUAUCAAGCCACGUUUGCAUGCAUCCCCGCGGAUAAUAUUCACUCUCGGUCUGCUCUACGGCAGGCGGCUGCACAAAGGAAAGAGAAAAUGGAUCAGAAUACGAUUGAUCUUGGAAUAGCUCCUGAACCCUUGGACCAGGAUGGGCGACCAAUCUCUCAAUUCCAAAACAAGCAGCUGGAAGCAGUUCAAGGUCAUCUUGUAAACUUUCCUCUCAAUUUCAUGUCAGAUGAAGACCUGCGGCCAGUUUUCAAAGAAAGUGAAUACUAUGCCUCAGCUCAGAUCUUCCACUGAAAAGGUGACCCAUUCCUUGUCAUCUUUAGCUUAUUUGCCAUCAAAUCAGAUUUUAAUGCUUCGUGACAAACAUUAGACUCUGUAUCAAAUUAGCUCUCUUAUACAUUUUAGGAUAUUGUGGAGCUCCCGACAAACCAAACAACUUGAGGCACAUGUAGCCCACAAUUCAACAUUUCAUCAUGCCUUUUUGUUGUCGCAUUGCUGUAGCUUGUAGUCAUGUUUAUACUGGAGUCCAUAUCCCUGCUAUUUAUUUCUUGACCAGCUCGCGUCUAGCUAACACUCGUAGAUUAUGUUGUGUAGCUGUUUGUCACACAACCGACACAGAGUUGGAUUCAACUGAGUAGUCUAUUAAAAGACAGUUGUGGGAGGUGUGAGGGUCCAAAUGUACUCAACAAUUGAUUUCAGAAGCUCCUUCAGGUCUCGGAUAUGAAGAGCACUAGGCCCAAUCGUGUACAUAAUACUGUAAUUGUUGUUAAUUGUUUUUGGUGGAGCUUUUAGUUAGAUUGGUAUAACCAUUGCAAGACUUACGUGCAGGUCUAGUGCUGUGAUCGUUGGCAUGAAAACGAACUUUCACAUGUGGCACAUUUGUGUAAAAUUAGACUCAAACAAUCAUUUUGGGUAGUAUUGGAUGUCAUUUCAAUACACAUCAAAACAUAUUAUUUCUCAA
Molecule: messenger RNA, 5172 nt
Organism: Physcomitrium patens
Lineage: Eukaryota; Viridiplantae; Streptophyta; Bryopsida; Funariales; Funariaceae
Source: RefSeq, a predicted model, not a curated record